This is a messenger RNA of Cuscuta epithymum, 2533 nucleotides long. Lineage: Eukaryota; Viridiplantae; Streptophyta; Magnoliopsida; Solanales; Convolvulaceae. The record is from the annotation of a GenBank genome assembly.
UUACAACUUACAUGUCAACUUUCUUCAUCAAGUUACAUCUCACUUACAUGUAAUUUACAUUUUCCAUAAUGCGAGUUACACCACAAUAUAAUGUGAGUUACACAACCCAAUAAGCCCUGCUAUUCAAAAAAAAUUAUUUUGAUAAAAAACAUUUUUAUAGAUUUGAUAUUAAAAACAAAACAUAUACAAUAUUUAUGUAAAAUAAUUGGGCAAAUAGUUUUCUUCUUUUCAUUAUUAUAUUGAAAUCAAUGUUUUAUUUCUUAUACUAUGUAUUUGACAAGUUACAUUUCGACUGGACUUGAGUUGCAUCGAUCAAUAACAUGAGUUACAUUAUUUUACACGCGAGUUACAUCAUUCAUGUUUUUGGGACAAAAAAUAGUCACUGUUCACGCGUUACUGUUCACGCGAUUUUUUUUAAAUAUGCAAAACUACAUCGUUUUGGGAUGUGGAGUACGGUGCUCACCGUGGGAUGAUCCCACGGUAUAGGAACUCGUACUCCUUGGCAGCACUCAGUUGUAGGACAUGAUUUACAUUGAAUAAUAAAAGAAUAUCUUUCUCCUACUUUACACUUAUAGCAUGGUAUCAGAGCCUCCCUAUUAAGGGACGGCAGCAACUUCGCCAUGGCCGGCGGAGAAGAGACGGCAGCAGUUUCGUCUUCAACAACUAUUGAUCACAACUCGCCGUAUUAUCUGGGACCGCAAGACCGGCCGGGAGACUUCAUUACUCCGAUGCGGUUGAACGGCGACAACUAUGACAAAUGGUCAAACUCAAUUCGUUUGGCCCUUCGUGCGAGAGGCAAGUACUGUUUCAUUGAUGGCACUUUGUUGAAGCCAGCACCUCCCUGCACAGAAGAUGACUGGAUGACACUCCAGUCAAUGAUAGUUUCAUGGCUUCUCAAUACAAUUACGGCUGACUUGAAACACGCCUUGACAAAUUACGAGAAUGCUCAUCAAUUAUGGACAGACAUUAAGGAGCGGUUUUCCAUGGUUGACGGCCCCUAAAUUCAUCAGGUUAAAACAGAAUUAGCCCGAUGUGAGUAGCCAAAAGGGAUGAAUGUGGGAACUUAUUAAGGAAAAUUAAAAACAUUGUGGGACGAUUUGAAUAAGCUCGAACCCUUACCUGUCUGCAAGUGCGGUGGAUGUUCCUGUGACUUGAACACCCAAUUGGAGAAGAGAAGGGAAUCUGAACGGUUCCAUCAAUUUCUCAUGGGUCUCUCACUGGAGCUGUUUGCGUCAAUUCGUUCUCAAUUGUUAACACAGACGCCGUUGUUGUCGCUGAACAGGGCCUAUCAACAGGUCUGCCAAAAGGAAAGGGUCAGAGGAAUGGGCCAGGCUCGUGAUGACAGAGAGGUGCUGGGCUUUGCGAUUAACGCCGAUGGACGAAGUAAGGCUGGACCGGGGAAGACGGAUAGAUCCGGCGUGGUUUGUGGUCAUUGCAAUCUCCCAGGCCAUGAAAUAUCACGAUGCUUCGAGAUUGUGGGGUACCCGGAAUGGUGGGGGGACCGACCCAUGUAUGCCUCCAAAGGCGGCGGACGCGGCCGUGGUUCAGUCACGUGCGACGGAGGGACUGCAGGUCGCGGUCGCGGUGCUGUUCGGGCUCACGCUGCGACAAUCGAAGGGACCUCUUCUGGCCGAUCUGAUUUCUGCGAGGAAAAGGGGGAGGAUCGAGUAAUUCCCGGUUUUACCCCAGACAAAUGGAAGGCAUUUUUAGCUACUUUCGGUAAAACUAAUACACACAGUGACCGAGUAUGUGGUACAUUUGAUAAUUUGUCCUCCGGGGCUACCAAUCACGUCACGGGGAAUGUUUCUCAAUUAUAUGAUAUCACUGAAAUUGAUCCAUGUUCGGUAGGACUCCCGGAUGGUCAAAAAGUCAAUGCUACAAAACAGGGAUCAAUACGUUUAACUGAUAUGAUAUGCUUGCAUAACGUGUUGUUUGUUCCUAAAUUGAGUUGUAGCCUUAUUUCUGUCUCACAAUUGACAAAAGAUCUUGAUUGCUUUGUUCAAUUCACAUUUAAUGUUUGCGCUAUACAGGACCGACGCUCGAGGAGGUUGAUUGGAGCGGGUGAAAGGCGGAAUGGACUCUACUACUUUCGAGAUACUGCUGGAGCGCAAAUUUUUGGAGCGCACAAAGAAGAGGGACACAUGGAUGUUUGGCAUUGUAGGUUGGGACAUCCGUCAGAAACAAUAAUGAAAUGGCUACCUGUGUGAGUAGUUCUAAAAAUAUUAGUCAACCAUGUGAUGUUUGUUUUUGAGCUAAACAUACCAGGGAGUCGUUUCCUGUUAGUAACUGCAAAUCUACACAUAUUUUUGAGUUAGUACAUUGUGACUUGUGGGUCCAUACAAUACUCCAGCAUCUUGUGGUGCAAGACAUUUUUUAACUAUUGUUGAUGAUUUUUCCCGUGCUGUUUGGGUUUACUUACUGGUUGAUAAAACUGAGGUGUUUACUGUAACACCGUCCCCAAAUAUAUUUACUUUUGUGUAAAUAAUGUAUUGAACCUUAUUAAAGGAUUAAUGAAUUUACGAAGUUGUAAAUU